AGGUUUGGAUUUAGUCCGAUUAAUCCUUAUCCACACCGACAUGAUAAAAAUCAAUUCUCUUCUGUAUAUAUGGACUGCGAUGCGUAUGCGUGUCAGUAGGGAUAAGAUGGGGCGCACAAUUUAAGACGAUGCUUGCAUCAGAUCCAUUUUUUACUUGUAAAUCGAUGAAACUUUAUCAGAAUCGCAAUAUUUUAGAAUAUAUCGCGUAUAAAGGCGAUGAUCCACAACGCGAAAAUUGAAUAUAUGCCGUUGGAUUCGGAAUGGACGGUUGGAUUCGCGAUUAGAUAUUGCUUCAAUUCUCAGAAGACGCGUGUUGAUAGUUUCGAGACUGAACCCUUAAAGAAGGUUUUUCCACCUUCGGAGAAGAAUUGCUUGCUAAGCUCAGCUUCAAGAAUCAAAUCAUGCUUGGCAAGGAAUUUUUCACCGAGUAUGGUGAAGCAAGUCUCUGCAGUUGAUACGCACACCGGUGAAAAAGUCGCUAUAAAAAAGAUCAACGAUGUUUUUGAACAUGUUUCCGAUGCCACGCGUAUCCUUAGAGAAAUCAAACUCCUUCGUCUUCUUCGACACCCAGACAUUGUUGAAAUAAAACACAUCAUGCUUCCUCCAUGUAGAAGAGAAUUCAAAGACAUUUAUGUUGUUUUUGAGUUAAUGGAAUCUGAUCUUGAUGAGGUCAUCAAGGUUAAUGAUGACCUCACCCCUGAACAUCAUCAAUUCUUCUUGUAUCAACUCCUUCGUGCUUUAAAAUAUAUACAUACAGCUCAUGUGUUUCAUCGUGAUCUGAAACCCAAAAACAUCCUCGCAAAUGCAGACUGCAAAUUAAAGAUCUGUGAUUUUGGUUUAGCACGUGCAUCCUUUGAUGAUACCCCGUCAGCGAUUUUUUGGACUGACUACGUGGCCACUAGAUGGUAUCGUGCUCCUGAACUUUGUGGCUCAUUUUUCUCAAAAUAUACCCCUGCGAUUGAUAUAUGGAGCAUAGGGUGUAUAUUUGCUGAGAUGCUAACAGGGAAGCCUUUGUUUCCUGGGAGAAACGUUGUGCACCAAUUAGAUCUUGUUACUGAUUUGCUUGGUUCUCCUUCUGCUGAAAUAAUUGCUAGGAUAAGAAAUGAAAAGGCUAGAAGAUAUUUAAAUGGCCUUCCAAACAAGACAAAAGUUCCAUUUUCGCAUAAAUUCCCAAAUGCUGAUCCAUUAGCACUUCGUUUACUUGAAAGAUUGCUUGCCUUUGACCCAGUUGACCGGAUAUCUGCUGAAGAGAUAAGCUUUAGCUUUAGCAGAUCCGUAUUUUUAUGGAGAUUAACAAAGAAUGAUGUUAGAGAGCUGAUUUAUAGAGAGAUCCUAGAGUACCACCCCCAGAUGCUGCAAGAGUACCUCCAUGGCGAAGAACACAUAAGCUUCAUGUAUCCAAGUGGAAUCGAUCGAUUUAAGCAGCAGUUUGCGGAUCUUGAGGAGCAGGAGGGAAAGGAAGGAAGAAACUCUCCGCUUCGAAGGCAAUACACAUCAUUGCCAAGAGAGCGGAUCUGUGUGCCAAUAGAAGAAGCUGUUGAUGAAAUGAAUGAGUUUGAAAGGCGUACAAAUGCUUCAAUUGCAACAAGUCUAAGAAGCCCACCAAGAUCAUCAGAAAGGUCAAAAAAUGUUAAAAAAGAUUCACCUAAAAAUAUUCCAAACAGCAAUAAAAAUGCAAGAAGCUUGUCAAGAAGUAAUAGCAUUUGUAAUACUACACCCAAAUAUGUAGGACCCACCAACAAAACUUGCAAGGAGACGUUUGAACAGGGAGAUGAGGUAAGCGGUGUUCUGUCACAGAAGCUGGCAGCAUUAAGUUCUUGAUUUGGGUGUUUGGGUGUUUGGGUGUUUGACUGAAUUUGACAUGAAUUUAAAUGUGUAGUAUUUGAUAUUGUAAAAUAAUGUUACCUAAAUGUGUGUUGUAUGUUGAUCACUGACUUGAUUAUUUGUGAUUAUGAACACAUUAUAUGCUACCUUGUGCUAAUGUUCACUUAUGAUUAAAUAGUAGCAAGUCUAAGUUCUCCAUUAGGCGACCUAAGACAGGACAAAACCAUAUUAAUGUGAUAAGAAAAUUCUCAUAAAAAAAGCUGAAACAAGGGAUUCGUUUUUGAUCUUUUGUACGUGCAAAAGAUGUGAAUGUCUAUGUUAGACCGUGUCAUAUGUAUUCGCAUGUGUUAUGUUCCAUAUGUAUUAUGUAUAUAGUGUAUAUAUAACGAUUUGAGCAAAAGGCACAUGGCCUAGUGGUAAAAG
Messenger RNA from Lactuca saligna, 2247 nucleotides. NCBI's taxonomy places the organism in Eukaryota, Viridiplantae, Streptophyta, Magnoliopsida, Asterales, Asteraceae. The record is from the annotation of a GenBank genome assembly.